This is a messenger RNA of Cyprinodon variegatus (sheepshead minnow), 1455 nucleotides long. It is a transcript of the gene gpn1, whose product is annotated as GPN-loop GTPase 1. Gene Ontology annotation, molecular function: GTPase activity. Lineage: Eukaryota; Metazoa; Chordata; Actinopteri; Cyprinodontiformes; Cyprinodontidae. The record is from RefSeq and is a predicted model, not a curated record. Bases 21 to 1214 code for a protein of 397 amino acids. The transcript is spliced from 13 exons.
UUGUCAUAGAAGCAGGCAACAUGGCGGCGGCGGCGGCACGGACGGAUUCACCGGAGGACCAAGACGGUUCGGUACCGGGAGCGGCGGGGGGUUCGGCUCCGGGUUCCCCGGUCUGUCUCAUCGUUCUGGGCAUGGCGGGUUCCGGGAAAACCACCUUCGUUCAGAGGCUGACGGCCCACCUCCACUCCCAGAACUCUGCCCCCUACGUCAUCAACCUGGACCCGGCGGUGCACGAGGUUCCGUUUCCCGCCAACAUCGACAUCAGAGACACGGUGAACUACAAGGAGGUGAUGAAGCAGUACAGCCUGGGGCCCAACGGCGGCAUCGUCACCUCCCUCAACCUGUUCGCCACACGCUUCGAUCAGGUGAUGCAGUUCAUCGAGAAGAAGCGUCAGAACCACCGGUACGUCCUGAUCGACACGCCGGGUCAGAUCGAAGUCUUCACCUGGUCAGCGUCAGGGACCAUCAUCACGGAGGCUCUGGCGUCGUCGUUUCCCUGCGUGGUCAUCUACGUGAUGGACACGUCCCGCAGCGUCAGCCCCGUCACCUUCAUGUCCAACAUGCUCUACGCCUGCAGCAUCCUGUACAAGACCAAGCUGCCCUUCAUCGUCGCCAUGAACAAGGUCUGCUGCUUCACUCUUUUUACAUUUCAUUUAUUCCACUUANNNUGGAUGCAGGACUUUGAGGCCUUCCAAGACGCUCUGAACCAAGAGACGUCGUACGUCAGCAACCUGACCCGGUCCAUGAGCCUGGUUCUGGACGAGUUCUACACCAACCUCAGGGUGGUGGGCGUGUCUGCGGUGACAGGAAGUGGUCUGGAUGAGCUGUUUGUUCAGGUGGAAGAUGCUGCCAUCGAAUAUGAAAGGGACUACCGGCCUGAAUACGAGCGACUGCGCAGGCAGCUGGUGGAGGCGCAGAGCAGGAAGCAGCAGGAGCAGCUGGAGCGGCUCAGGAAGGACAUGGGAGCGGUGGACAUGAGCUCCGCUGCAGCCAGAGAGGACGCUGACCUCGCUGGACCCAGUGACCUCAUCAUGAGCCGUGGUAUCCAUGACGACAGCGAGGAGGAGGUGGAAAGCGACACGGAUGACAUCGACCACACAGCCACCGAGGAGAGCAAAGAGAAGGACGCCUUCGGGAACUUCCUGAAGGAGAGGAAGGAGCUGGUUCAGGUGCGGAACAGGAAGUGCCUCCCACCGGACGGCCCCGACCAAUGAGACGGACCCAGACGGAGCAGCUGAUUGGCUGAUUCCUCGCUGACAGAACAAGAAGAAAAGAGGCUUUAUUUUUAUAAGAAAACUGUAUUUGUGAAGGAAGAGAACAGAAACACGCAUCCAAGCUGACAGCUUCAUAGGUUCCAGACCUGGAAAAGUCUGGAAUGAGCCUUUCCAGGUUUUCCAGGUCCGGAAAAGUUCUGAUGAGAAGAUUGUUGUUAUUUUGAGGCUUUAUAUAUUUAAU